This is a messenger RNA of Dermochelys coriacea (leatherback sea turtle), 1677 nucleotides long. It is a transcript of the gene VSIG4, whose product is annotated as V-set and immunoglobulin domain containing 4. Lineage: Eukaryota; Metazoa; Chordata; Testudines; Dermochelyidae. The transcript has 8 exons. The record is from RefSeq and is a predicted model, not a curated record. Gene Ontology annotation, biological process: negative regulation of complement activation, alternative pathway; negative regulation of T cell proliferation; negative regulation of macrophage activation. Gene Ontology annotation, molecular function: complement component C3b binding. The coding region runs from base 185 to 1369 and encodes 394 amino acids.
AUGUAACUUGUAUUUUUUGUGAAAGAAGGAAGGAAAGAGAGGAGCAGCAACAGCUGCUCUAUAUCCCAGAUGAUAUAAUAAGUGAAGAAAAGGAAGUGUUGCUGACUUGGCUUCUGAUCCUGGCAGAGUAGGUCUGUCUCACUGAGUUCAGCAUAAGAGAGAAGUAGCUGCAGUCCUGUGGAGAAUGGAAAAGUUAAUGUGGUCAAUGGCACUUGUGAAUUCCUUCAUCUUUUGCAAUGCCAUGUUGGAACUGACUGGCCACCACGACAUUGAAGGGACAUGGAAGAGUUCCAUCACCUUAUCAUGUGUCUACGUGCCUUCCCAGGAAUUUGUGCAGCAAACAGUCAUUUGGACCCUGGACCGAGAUCAAAGCCCUGCCACCAUCUUUCGAAGGGAUAGCUCUGGUGAUCACAUCAUGUUGUCACGAUACAGAAGUAGGCUCAGCAUCCCAAAAUACAGGCCAGGGGAUGUCUCUCUUGAAAUUGAGAAGCUUGAAAUACCAGACAGUGGACACUACACUUGCAAAGUCACCUGGAAAGCCCAGAACAACAGCCUGCUAACAAGGGAGAGAACCACUACAGUUAAGGUUGUUAAAGUUGCAGUGACUAAACCUAUCAUCAGACCAGGCAAUCUGGGAUUCACUGUACCAAAAGGGGCUAGGACAAGCCUGACCUGCUCUGCCAAUGGGUCCCCACCCAUCAUCUACCGAUGGUUCAAGGGAGAGCCAGGAGGAAACGCAGUGCCUGUGAGCAAUCAUGCCGUACUCAUGUUUGAUUCUCUGCAAACGUCUGACACGGGGAAAUAUUACUGUGAAGCAGAAAAUAGAGCAAGCUCACAAGUCAUACAGCAGAGUGAUGCAGUGCAGCUGACUGUGAGGGACCGCACAAAACCAGCAACCACAGUAUCCCGCUCUGAGACCAAGGCGAACACCACGGCCACGCCUGUCCCAGGGAGAGAUCUGAUCACAACAGCACUUGCAACUGGGAGUGACGUGCGAGUUCCAGUAAGGCAAGAAGUGACAAUAGGCCCCCGGAGGACCCGCUUGCCCCUCUAUCUCAUCAGCCUGAUCGUUGUGCUCUGUGUGGCUGUGGUUAUUGUUGUUGUCACUGUCGUUUUGUGCAGGAGAAAGACCAAGGAGGAUAAUCCGUACGAAGUAACAUAUCAAAACAAGAGGAAUGAUGAGAGAAGACAGACUUGUUCAGGAGUCAAUGGCAAAUGCAAGGAGGAAAAACCCACGGUCAAAAAUUACUACAUGCCAGAGCCUAUGAAAGAGAAUGACUAUGAAACAAUAAGCAUAAAGGAAAACAUUGAAUACAAGAUCCUUGUGAAUGCAAUGGAAUCUGAAUAUGAAGUGGGCGAUGUUCAGUAGGGAACCAGCAUUUUUAUGCAAGCAGGAGUCAGAAAAUAGAGCUGGAGGGCUUGAACAGUGACCGUUCACUGAGGGAAACCCUCUUUCCCAUCUGUCUUUUCCUCUGAUAAAUAUUCUAAACUCAUUCCUUUAUUUGUUCUAGGGGAACUGUGUCACCUUCUGCUUCUUCAGCAAAUUGAGCUCUGUCCUUUGUUAGCUAACUGAUUUAUACAGUGAUUAAUUUGUGAGCAUCCUGGAGGCCGUGGGGGUCAGAGUUAAAGGGGCUCCACAAAAGUCUUGAAGCUGGAGAUCAAGGUAACAUACCUAAC